Molecule: messenger RNA, 870 nt
Organism: Aspergillus steynii IBT 23096
Lineage: Eukaryota; Fungi; Ascomycota; Eurotiomycetes; Eurotiales; Aspergillaceae
Product: aminoglycoside phosphotransferase family protein
Exons: 2
Coding region: 1-870 (289 amino acids)
Source: RefSeq, a predicted model, not a curated record
AUGGAAGGACCUUUACGCCCUUUUACUGAUCCGGCUAGUAAAGCCUCGGACAGGGCAUUCCCCCCGGAUGAUAAGGAUAUCGACUGCGUCUCCGACGAAUCCCUCGUCCACCUCCUCAAGUCUGCUCCGAUCCUUCAUGAUCUCGGCCAAACGACGGUGGUGCGAUUGUCCAAGGACCUCGUUUUGAAAGGCGGCGGCAAUGUGCUUCCUUGUGAGGCAAAGGUACUUCAAAUGCUUGCAUCAAAGUCCAAUAUCCGUGCUCCUCGUAUCCAUCGUUCUCUCCAUUUCAAAGACGAGACGCAAUAUUUUGGUACCAUGGGAUAUAUUGUGAUGGAUUAUAUCGACGGUGAACCGCUUGAUAGCCGCUGGAGAGACCUUAGUGACGAACAAAAGAUGGAUGUCGCGAGGCAGACGGCCCAGAUGAUUAUUGGAAUGCAGUCCAUCAAGUUAUUAGAGCCAGGUCCGAUCGGCGGAGGCCCAUGUCGCGGUCGCUUCUUCACUCACUACAGUGCCGGGCCUUUCAAGGACGUGGCCGAAUUCGAGGGCUGGUUCAACCACAAGUUGGACAUCUGUAAAACAUACAAACAUGCGCCGUCAGACCUUCCGUCCUUCAAGUUCACCGAGUUUGUUCUCACCCACCAGGACACCAGUCCGCGGAACCUUAUUCUGGACCGAGAUGGCCUGGUGUGGCUUGUGGACUGGGCAGAUGCAGGUUUCUAUCCCCGGGCCUUCGAAAUGGCAGCUCUAUGCUCUCAGUCUCAGUUCGUCGACUUUAAUAACAUGGUGCUGUCAUUACUCCUGCGAUACCCUUUGGAAGAACAGCAACUACUUUCCAUUGGAUACGCCCUUUCAACAGCUGCACUGGCUUGA